Musa acuminata AAA Group (dessert banana) is the source of this 1066-nucleotide messenger RNA. Its product is annotated as ethylene-responsive transcription factor 12-like. The record is from RefSeq and is a predicted model, not a curated record. The transcript has a single exon. Gene Ontology annotation, biological process: regulation of DNA-templated transcription. The coding region runs from base 458 to 967 and encodes 169 amino acids. NCBI's taxonomy places the organism in Eukaryota, Viridiplantae, Streptophyta, Magnoliopsida, Zingiberales, Musaceae. Gene Ontology annotation, molecular function: DNA binding; DNA-binding transcription factor activity.
UUUGCAAAGGAAGCAAUACGUGCAGCUACGUAGAAGAAACGAAAAAGUAAUUAAGGAUGCUGGCAGGCGCCGCUCCGCUCCUCAGUCCGUACGGUCAGUGGGGGACGAGACAGCGAGAGAUGGAAGAGCGAGUAGCGCAAGGGGGUGAGAGACCGCACGCCUGUACCCGCUUCUCAAGAUGUGGUAGGGCUGACGCGAGGCUCACAUGAGGUCACUGCGACACGUCAAAUCAUGCGGCGGCUCACCUCUCUCUUCCCCUUCCCCUCUUAUUGAGUUGUACCUGUCUCUUCGAAGACAGCAGCAGCAGCGGUGUGGGUGAGCAGGAAACAUCGGUGGCCAAAACCCAUACACAUACACGCAUCUCUCUGUCGCUCUCUCGGUCGCUGUUUCCUUCUUCUGUUCAUGAGGAUUGUAGAGGAGUAACGUUGCGGUGGGAACCUGUGAGACGGCAAGGAGAAUGGAGGGGACGAGGUCAGGAGGAGAAAGGAAGCAGCAGCAGCAGCAGCACUACAGGGGGGUGAGAAAGAGACCGUGGGGGCGAUACGCGGCGGAGAUACGGGACCCGUGGAGGAAGGCGCGGGUGUGGCUCGGCACCUUCGACACCCCCGUGGAGGCCGCCCUCGCCUACGACCGCGCGGCUCGGUCUCUGCGGGGAAUCAAGGCCAAGACCAACUUCCCCCACCAGUUCGCGCCAGCCCCCCCGCCUCCGCCAAACCCUCCGCCCUCCUUCGCAGCCGCUCUCGACCUCAACCACCCAUCCUUGCACCUCUGGCUCGGCCCAACCCCACCCUCGCCAUCGCCACGUUCUCCACCGCCGUCAACCAAGCUGGCCUUGGGAGGGUUCGUGCCUCGAGAGCCUCCGGCUGCUGCCACCUCGUUCUACGCCGUCUCUGCCGGGGGCUUACCGUUGGAUCUCAACGAGCCACCGCCGCAGCUGGCGCCUGCCUUAUCGCCACUCUUCAAUUGAGCAGCCUUCCUCUGAUAUGCUAGCAUUAAUAUGCUCUGCUGAUCUGAUCCGUGCAUGUGAUAUCUUUCUCUUGUUAUUUACGCUUUCUUUCUUCUUCUA